AUGUCCCAGGAACAUACACCACCAGUGACUGUCUCUUCUGUCACCAGUCAGAAAUCCCUCAAGACUGUUUCUCCUCCAGCCCAUAUCCAGCAGGAGCAAGUAAAACAGCCAGCUCCACUAUCUGCCCCAUGCCAGAAGAUGCCCUCCGAGCUGCCAGUGCAGGGCCUCUCAGAACUCCAGGAGAAACACACAACCCCUGGAAAGGGACAGCUGGAACAAAAGUGUGUGCAAGAGCAGCAGACCCUGGAGCCUCAGGAGGGGCAUCUGAGACAGCAACAGCAGGAAUUGCAGGAUCAGAAGUUGCACCAGGGGCGGCAGCAGCAGCCGCCUCAGGAGCAGAUGCUGCAAUUGUGUCCAAAACAGCAGCAGCAGGAACCUCAGGAGCAGAAGCUGCACCUGGGUCAGCAGCAGCAGCAAGAGCCUCAGGAGCAGAAGCUACACCUGGGUCAGCAGCAGCAUCAGCAAGAGCCUCAGGAGCAGAAGCUGCACCUGGGUCAGCAGCAGCAGCAAGAGCCUCAGGAGCAGAAGCUGCACCUGGGUCAGCAGCAGCAGCAGCAAGAGCCUCAGGAGCAGAAGCUGCACCUGGGUCAGCAGCAGCAGCAAGAGCCUCAGGAGCAGAAGCUGCACCUGGGUCAGCAGCAGCAGCAGCAGCAAGAGCCUCAGGAGCAGAAGCUGCACCUGGGUCAGCAGGAGCAUCAGGAGCCACAGGAAUUGCGCCUGGGCAAGAAGCAGGAACAAGAACCACAGAAACAGGGACCAGAGCUGGGGCAGGUGCAACAGCAAGAUCCACAGAAGUUGGAGCUGCACCAGGUACAGCAGCAAUAUCAGAACCCGCAGGAGCAGGAACUUUACCUGGGCAGGAAGGAACAGCAGGAGCCACAGGAACAGGAACGAAACCAGGAACAGCAGCAGGACCUGCCCUCCAACCAGCAGCUGCAACAGAAGCCUCCAGAGCAAAAACUCCAUCUGGGACAGGAGCAGGAGCCACAGGAGAAGGACCUGCACCUGGGUAAGAAGCAUCCACAGGAGCCGCAGGAACAGAAACCGAAGCUAGGGCAGCCACACCUCAGACAACAGCAGCCACAGAAGCUGCAGGAGCCAGAACUGCACCUGGGCAAGAAGCAGGAGCGAGAGCCACAGGAAGAAGAGCAGAACCUGAAGCAGCCAGAGCUCUGCCUGAGCCAGCAGCCACCACCAGAGCCAGAGCUGCAUCUGGGCAAGAAGCAGCAGCAGGAAUCACCACAAGAGGAAAUGAACGUGGACAAGAAGCAGCAGCACAAGUCACAGGAGCAGGAACUGAACCUGGGACAUCACCAGCCACAUCCUCCACAGCAUGAAGACCAUCAGGAAACGGAAAGCCAAGAUCAGCAACGUAAGGGAAAGAAAGCACAAAAGGAGCCCCGGGAAGAGACGCGACGGCUCUUAGACCCACAACUGGAUCAUGAGUUAGAAAAGAGAGAUGAGAAACAGGGAGAGAUGAAGGAGCCAUUGCUGGAGCAACAGGAGCAGCAGGAGAAGCAGCUGGAGCAAUCAGAGCCUGCCCCCAUCCCUGGCCAGGUUCAAGAGGCCCAGACAGUCCAACUACUGAAGGGAGAAAGUUUGCUCUCCACGGGGAAACAGGAGCAGAAGCGGGACAUUCACUGA
Molecule: messenger RNA, 1644 nt
Organism: Dipodomys ordii (Ord's kangaroo rat)
Lineage: Eukaryota; Metazoa; Chordata; Mammalia; Rodentia; Heteromyidae
Gene: Ivl
Product: involucrin
Exons: 1
Coding region: 1-1644 (547 amino acids)
Biological process (GO): keratinocyte differentiation
Cellular component (GO): cornified envelope
Source: RefSeq, a predicted model, not a curated record